CAUGCUGAAACCAAUAUGAUGUGCAUGUACAUUGCACAUACACAUGUGUACCCAAGUGCAGUGAAUGAACGCAAUGUACAGUUCUUAGUACAACAGCCUAUUAUAAAUAUGACGGAUAGUUACGUUAAUUUAAGCGAUGUCGAGAUACAACGGAAACUAACGCAAUUGGGAUUUCCGAAAACUCCAGUUACAGAAACCACUAGACCAUUACUGAUAAAGAAAUUGAUGAAACAUAUGAAAAAUGAGAAGCUUAAAAAAGGAAAAGUAACAAACUAUGUGCUUUACUCCAAGGAUAAUAAUAAGCCACAAGUACACAAUUCGCCACCAAUUGCACUACAAGAAUAUUCGAAUCUCUUUGAUAAUGGGCUUGAAAACAACAAUGAUAUUCGAGCCUAUAAAAAUCCGACGGUUUUGUACAAAAAUGAUGUAAAUGUGAAUUCAGUGCAGAGCUCUGCCUCAAGGAUGUAUGCGCCACCUCCUGUUAUGGCUUUAAAUUAUGAUGAUAACGAACAACAUGCUUUAAAUAUUGCCAACAAAUUUCGUAAACCGCGCUCAACAAUACCUUGUGAUACCUCAUCGUCAUCUACAUCCUAUGCAAAAAUCAAUGGCAAACCCAACAUUUGUGAUGGUGGUGUUGUAAAUCGACUGCUUAGUUUUCGAGAUACCUCUACAAAAAAGAAAAAAUUCAACUCCAAAGAUGGCUAUAGCACAGUCCCAAUGUCAAAUGCGUUUAUUAAAAAUGGAUUGAUCCAAAAACUUGUCGCAUUCGAUUUGAAAUCGUUCCUAAAGAAACCUGACAUUAGUUUGCACAUUAUACCACAUGUACUUAUUGCGUCCUUUGUCAUAUUUCUAGCAAUGAUUUCUGUUUUGUAUGUGGCAAAGAAAUUUUACUUGAGCCCCAUUUCUCGCACGGACUUAAGAUAUACGAUAUGCGGACCCAACGAUAAAGACUUGCUGUUCUCUUCACCGACAACUGUCACAUGCAUUAGUGAAGAUCUAUUCAAAAAGGCCGUGUACAUAAGUGAGGAACUUUUCAAGUACUUAAAUGAAAGAGCACGGUUGCAUCACUGUAUUGAUAAGGAGCAUUCACCAACACUUGAACUGGAUGAUUUGAAGAAAGCGCUAAGUGAAAACAGUAAUGUGCUCAAAGGCAACACUCAAAAAAAGCUGCUGGCCACGCAGUAUUUAAUUGGUCAAAAUCCACAAUGGAUGAUCAAGACGAUUGUCUCAACGCUAAACUCAUCCGAUGACAUAUCAUUCGAGUUGACGGAACCGAAUCUGCCAAUUAAGUGCAUUAUACAAAAAAAAAUGUCACGCUUUUUUACUGCUAUCGGAUUGCUGCUUCUCGUGGCAUUAGUUUGCUUAAUUGUUUAUCUUUCCGUGGCUUUUUAUCGCAUACGACAAAAGGAAAAACUUUUGGCCGCAGAGCAUUUUAUCAAGGACAUAAUCAAUGAACUGAUGUAUCAAAGUUCGGUAUCGGAGAAUUCGGAAGUUAUAAUUAAUGAGUUGCAAGACAAACUCUUACCAGCUCACAAGCGAUCGAAACUAUUGAAUUCGUGGAACAAGGCUUUAAAGACGCUUGAGGGAAACGAUAACCGUGUGCUCUUUGGUAUGAUUGCCCGAAAUGGCGAACAACUUCGUACUAUGACAUGGAAUAAGAAUUUAGGUAAUAAGGAAGUGAGUACCUCAAAAAAAUGGCAAAGUUCAGCAUUUGAUAACUCUAACAAAAUCCUAAAUCCGCCAACGUCUUGCUUGAAAAUCAGGCAUAUGUUUGAUCAAUCCGAAGUUGAACAACCCAACCUGAGACAAAUGAUCGUUGAAUCCAUAUUCGAAAAGGUUGGCUCAAAUUGCAAAAUAUGCGAUGUUCAACUUGAUAAGCAAUCGUGCUGCGUUUAUAUUCGCUGCGCAACUGAAGCUGACGCUGGAAUGGUUCACAACGAAAUCAACGGAUGGUGGUUCGAUAAGAAACUAAUUUCAAUCAAAUUUCUGCGACUUGAACGCUAUUUAAGUCGUUUUCCAAAAUCUUUAGCUGAACCCAUAUACUUUAAAUCCCCCAACACAAAUUAAGUUGUUUAUCUUAAUAAGCUUAUAUAAGAUUUUUAAAUAAAUAUU
This is a messenger RNA of Drosophila nasuta, 2112 nucleotides long. RefSeq names its product LEM domain-containing inner nuclear membrane protein MAN1 (gene MAN1). Gene Ontology annotation, biological process: nuclear envelope organization; negative regulation of BMP signaling pathway. Gene Ontology annotation, molecular function: chromatin DNA binding. The record is from RefSeq and is a predicted model, not a curated record. NCBI's taxonomy places the organism in Eukaryota, Metazoa, Arthropoda, Insecta, Diptera, Drosophilidae.